Synchiropus splendidus (mandarinfish) is the source of this 1472-nucleotide messenger RNA. It is a transcript of the gene pgp, whose product is annotated as phosphoglycolate phosphatase. The coding region runs from base 178 to 1098 and encodes 306 amino acids. The record is from RefSeq and is a predicted model, not a curated record. Gene Ontology annotation, molecular function: sn-glycerol 3-phosphatase activity. NCBI's taxonomy places the organism in Eukaryota, Metazoa, Chordata, Actinopteri, Syngnathiformes, Callionymidae. The transcript is spliced from 2 exons. Gene Ontology annotation, cellular component: cytoplasm.
CGGUGCGGAAGUAGCCUGGUGUUGAUUUCGCGGAGGUCACUUGGUUUUCGACAGCCUGUUUCAACAGACCUGUGAUGACAAGAACGUUCUUGCAACAUAUCUGGGAUAUAAAAGCGAGCGUUUCCGCCUUCUUUCUGUAGCGCAGCAGUCUCGCGGUCCGCGGCUCCUCGUCUCCUCAUGUCCGGGUCCAAGUGCACUCGCCUCAAUGGAGCGCUGGUCCGGCAGCUGCUGGACUCGGUGGACAGCGUCCUGUUCGACUGUGACGGGGUGAUCUGGCGUGGAGACCAAGCGAUCCCCGACGCUCCUCGAGUCAUCAACCUGCUGAAGGAGAACGGGAAGAGGGUCUUCUUUUUGACCAACAACAGCUCCAAGACCAGGAAGAUGUACGCGGAGAAGAUGACCGCGCUGGGCUUCAACGUGACGGAAGACGAAGUGUUCGGGACCGCUUACUGCUCCGCCGUCUACCUGAAGACGGUGUGUCAGCUGCAGGGGAAGGUCUACCUCCUGGGCAGCAACGCUAUGAAGCAGGAGCUGGAGACGGUGGGCAUCCAGCAGACUGGGGUGGGACCGGACCCUGUCUUUGGGAAGCAGAGUGACUGGGCCAACGUGCCCCUGGACCCCGAGGUGAAGGCGGUGCUGGUGGGUUUCGAUGAGAACUUCAGCUACAUGAAGCUGAACAGAGCCAUGCAGUAUCUGACCCGGCCCGACUGUUUGUUUGUGGGUACAAACCGGGACAGCAGACUGCCUCUGGAGGAGGGCAAGGCAGUCCCAGGCACGGGAUGUCUGCUGCACUCAGUGGAGUUUGCGGCUCAGCGUCAGGCUCAGACGGUGGGAAAACCCAACCACUUCAUGUUCGACUGCCUGUCGGCCCAGUUCGGCGUGGACCGCAAGCGCUGCAUGAUGGUGGGCGACCGCCUGGACACGGACAUCAAGUUCGGCCACAACUGUGGACUGAAAACCCUGCUCACCCUCACGGGGGUCAGCAACCUGGAGGAUGUGGAGAGCCACCACAGUAGCGGCUGUGUGGAGAGACAAGCCAUGGUCCCAGAUUACUACGUGGACAGUAUUGCUGACCUCCUGCCUGCGCUGCAGGGUUGAUGGCUGCUAUGGACUUGCUUUCUCCCUGCUGGUCAACACUGCAACUCUCAGAGAUUAUUAAGAUUGUCAGAGAGUCACUGUGCUCUUUGGCAUUUUUAUUUUAAACAAGGUAUAUGUCUGCAUUGUUGAAAGCUCCAAGGAAUACUAUUAUUUUUGGCAACACCAGACUUUUUUUUAUUUUCCUUCUGAUUAUUUACAGUCCCCAAUCACGCCACAGUCACACCAGUGGACAUAUUAUGUUCAGUUUGGGAGCGACACCUAGUGGUGCCAAGCACUGACCUCAACACAGUCCUCAUACUCCAGUGUUCAUUUUACUGAUCUGCAUUUAUGUGUGCUUUGUCAUGAUGUCCUAUUAAAGUGCUACAUGAAUUGCA